AUGGAGGAUAUUUCACUUGAUCAAUAUAUAAAAAAUAAUAAAUCAAGCCAAAGUGGUGGUAGAGCCCGUAGAUUUAAUAAUACAGAUUCCCCAAAAACUUUUCAAAGAAGAAUAAAUAUUAGAAAUAAUUUUAAGAAUGAGUCAUCACCAGUUAAAUUUACAGCUAGAUUAGAUACAACAUCAAUAAAUGGUGGUGGUGGUGGUAGUAGUGGUGGUGGUGGCAGUGGUAGUACAAAACCAUUAAGAAGGAUACCAGUUAGAUCUCAUAAUACAACCACAACCACUACUACCACAUCAUCAUCAUCAUCAUCAUCAUCAGCACCACCACCAUUAAAGAUUACAAUUCAAAACAAUACAACAACAACUAAAAAAGAGGUAAGAGAAAGACAAGAUACUCCAUCAAGAUUUGAUAAUAAUAAUUUACCAAGAAUUAGAAUUACAAAAACUGUAGAUAGAAAUUCAUCAUUAUCAAGACCAAUAAUUAGAUCAAGUAGAAAUAAUUUUGAUAGUCGUAUCAGUAGUGGUGGUAGAAGUAUUAGUAGUAGAUAUAGUGUUGAUAAUGGUAGUAGUGGCAGUGGUGGUAGUAGAAUUAAUAUUCGUCGUAAUUCAUAUGAUAGUGAUCACUCAACUGGUAGUGGUCCAACUCUAUUUGAAAGACGUAAUAGUGGUGGUGGUGGCUAUAAUGGACCAACAGGAAAAAGUUUACAAUUAUUUACAGGUUCAAGAUUAAAUAUUUCAAACCUUCAUCAUGCUAUUAGUGAAGCUGAUCUCAAGGUUUUAUUCGAUUCUUUAGGUGAAAUUAAACAAAUUAAAAUUCAUUAUGAUCAUAGUGGUAGAAGUGAUGGUACUGGUUAUGUCAUCUAUUCAAGACACAAUGAUGCAAUGGCUGCCUUAAAGAAAUACAAUGGUGCUCAAUUAGAUGGUAGAACUUUAAAAAUUACAACUGGACCAUCUUUACAAGAGGAUGUAAGAAAGAAUUUUUAA
This is a messenger RNA of Dictyostelium discoideum AX4, 984 nucleotides long. Its product is annotated as RNA-binding region RNP-1 domain-containing protein. Gene Ontology annotation, molecular function: RNA binding; nucleic acid binding. The coding region runs from base 1 to 984 and encodes 327 amino acids. The transcript has 2 exons. The record is from RefSeq and is a predicted model, not a curated record. Lineage: Eukaryota; Evosea; Eumycetozoa; Dictyosteliales; Dictyosteliaceae.